This is a messenger RNA of Pseudomyrmex gracilis, 1753 nucleotides long. RefSeq names its product ATP-dependent DNA helicase PIF1-like. Gene Ontology annotation, biological process: telomere maintenance; DNA repair. NCBI's taxonomy places the organism in Eukaryota, Metazoa, Arthropoda, Insecta, Hymenoptera, Formicidae. The transcript is spliced from 3 exons. The record is from RefSeq and is a predicted model, not a curated record. Gene Ontology annotation, molecular function: DNA helicase activity. The annotation marks the transcript as partial.
AUGUUUAAACCAUGGCGAAAAUUAGAAGAUCUUAAAAACGGAUGUGAUAAUUAUACAGAAUCAUUUCACAAAAUAAAAUUACAUCUUCUAGAAGCAUUACAAUAUCAUGAAAAAAUAGAGGAAUUGCAAAAAGCAUUUGAAACUGCAAAACAGUUAGUUCAGAAAUAUUUAGACAACGAAUUAAACAAACAGAAUAUUUUGCAAGAUGAUCCAGAAAAUCCAAUAGGUAUUCAAAAUAUAGAAGCUGGUGAAGCAAUGCAAGAUUUCAAAGAUCUUGGUGAGAAAAUAGAUAAAGAUGUUGAUGUAUGUGAUAUGAUAGCAAAAUUAAAUCUAGAUCAAAAACGUGUGUUUGAUACAGUCGUUACAGCUGUAAAAUCGGAUAAAUCACCAUUACGAUUAUACGUUAGCGGAGAAGGUGAUACUGCUAUAGCAGCUCCUACUGGCAUUGCAGCGUUUAACGUAAACGGUUUAACAGUUCAUAGACUACUUCAAUUGCCUGUUGAACACGGUUUUAUUCGUAAAUAUAAACAAUUAUCUGAUCAUGUAUUAAAAGUUUUACGAGCAGAUCUCGAAGAUGUUAUUCUGAUUAUAAUUGAGGAAGUGUCGAUGAUAUCUAAUUUGACUUUAAUGUACAUACAUCUUCGAUUGUGUCAAAUAUUCGACACUACUGAUACUGAUGACGGUUGGUUCGGUGGAAAACACAUUCUUCUAUUUGGAGAUUUGCUUCAAUUACCUCCAGUAAACAAUGAUUUUGUUUUUGUGAGCUUAUCAAAGAAAAAAAUUGAUAAAUAUCUUGAUUCAUUGGAGGCCACUAAUUUGUGGACUAGAUUGUUUGACUACGAUGAAUUAACAAUCAAUAUGCGGCACCAAGGAGAUGAAACUUACUGUGAGUUACUAUCAAGAAUUCGUAUUGGAUUAGUGACUCAGUCUGAUUAUUAAACGAAUUAUGUAAUUUUAUUAGUGAUGUUUUGGCAGAUACCGUAUGUUUACUACCUACUUGUCACAUGUGUGACGUUCUUAAUGCGGCAAUGCUAAAUCGAAUUACUUCUGAAGAAUUUAGUAUUACUUGCAGAAAAUAAAAUAAAGUGUAAUUGCUUUGUAGAAAGAAAGAUUGUAAAAACAUUGUUAAGUCAUGAAGAUGAUACUUCAAGAACAGCUGGACUUGCGAAAAAAAUUAUUAUUAAAAUUGGAGCAAAAGUUAUGAUAAGACGUAACAUCGAUGCUAGCAAAGGCCUUGUAAACGGUACAAUAGGUAAAGUGAUUUCCGUUGUUAAAAAUGUAUGGAAUAAUAAUAUAGAAAAAAUAAAUCUUCUUUUGCCGUCAGGUGAAGAAGAAUUUUUAAUUGAAAGAAUAUGUGUCAAAUUUCCCGUCAUGGAAGAAAUAUAUGUCAUUAGAAAACAAUUUCCAUUGUGUCUGAGUUAUGGAAUUACUAUUCACAAAAGCCAAGGAUUGAGUUUGCAGAACGCUAUUAUGGAUGUAGGUAAUUCUGUAUUCAGUCCUGGUCAAAUUUAUGUUGCAUUGUCUCGAGUAACAUCUUUAGAAGGACUGUAUUUAAUUAAUUAUGAUGCUUCAUCUGUAAAAGCUAGUGAAGAAGCUAUUAUUGAGUACAAUAGGUUAAAAAAAUUACAUAAACCUGAAGCAGAAAUGAUUCGUGUUUCAAACCAAAAGAUUCGUAAGGUUAAAGAUAAUAAUCGAUGGACUUCAUCAAAAGAAUUUAGUUCUGUACAAGAACCACAUCAAAAUGUUCAAAAAA